Molecule: messenger RNA, 696 nt
Organism: Vicia villosa (hairy vetch)
Lineage: Eukaryota; Viridiplantae; Streptophyta; Magnoliopsida; Fabales; Fabaceae
Exons: 2
Coding region: 60-398 (112 amino acids)
Source: RefSeq, a predicted model, not a curated record
UCUCACUCUCUCUGUGUAAUUUUGGUUCUGAGUUUUUCUAUCUUGAAAGUUAGUUAGGUAUGGUGGAUCAUGAAAUCGUGUGCUGCAUGUGUGGUGAUGUUGGUUUCACUGACAAACUCUUCCGAUGUAACAAAUGUCGCCACCGAUUCCAACACUCGUAUUGCAGUAACUUGUAUGGAGAACAAAGUGAGAUAGAAGAGUGCGAUUGGUGCCAAAGCAAAGGUAAAAGCAGUGUUGGCUCAAAGAAACCGACGAUGAAAGUGACGAUGAACCAUAGUUCUGGCUGUCCCGGAGAGAAAAUAUUGAAGCAGGAGAAGGGUUCGGAUCAGAAAAGGAAGAGUCCAGUGCCGUCACCGAGACAAGCCACACGCAGGUUCUUUCAUUCAACACAUCUAUAACUCUUCAGUUUCACCUGGCUAUAGUUCACUGUUCAUGUUUUGUUCUAUGGAUAAGUAUGAUGGAUCAUGAUUUGCUGCCUGGCAAUGCAGUUACGUUAUCAUAGAUAGUAGCCAUUAGAUUUAGAUCUGACGAUCUAAAUUUAAUUUUAGUAUUUCAUGGAUUUGCUUAGUUUGUGUUUUAAAGGUCUUAAGUUCGAAUUCCGUUAAAAAAAUUAUAUAAUAAAUAUAAAAAAAAUUAUAUAAUCAAUAUCAAACAUGUAUUAUUUUAAACUAUUAGAUUGAGAUUGGACAAUUUACA